AUGAGCGUUUGUCGCUUUGCUGAAGAACUGGAGCAGCGAAACACGUGGCAAGCGCUGCUACACUCACCUGAUCGCUACGAACCACCGAGUCAGUCCGGGCGAGUAGGCGCAGUCCCCGAGUUCCGUCAACCUUAUGUUCUACUUGAAACAAAAUUGGACUGUUUUCGAGAAAUACACUCAUUUGCAAAUCAAGUUGGUUUUCACGAGAGACUCACCUGGAACCCAGCUGAUUCUCUCCAACUGAAACAUGAGGCGGCCUGGUGCAGCACAUUCAGUUGCCUGGAGAUAUCACAAAUGAGAGAUCCAGCUCGGUUCCAGGUGAGUCUCUCGAAGAAACAAAUUAGUUUGCAAAUGGACUUGUGGUUCUUUCGCGAACAACCUCACAGUCAUUGCGAAUUACCAGGGUUAACCUAA
This is a messenger RNA of Opisthorchis viverrini, 414 nucleotides long. RefSeq lists its product as hypothetical. The transcript has 3 exons. The record is from RefSeq and is a predicted model, not a curated record. The coding region runs from base 1 to 414 and encodes 137 amino acids. NCBI's taxonomy places the organism in Eukaryota, Metazoa, Platyhelminthes, Trematoda, Opisthorchiida, Opisthorchiidae.